This is a messenger RNA of Eleginops maclovinus (Patagonian blennie), 1843 nucleotides long. It is a transcript of the gene ggh, whose product is annotated as gamma-glutamyl hydrolase (conjugase, folylpolygammaglutamyl hydrolase). The transcript is spliced from 10 exons. The record is from RefSeq and is a predicted model, not a curated record. Gene Ontology annotation, molecular function: gamma-glutamyl-peptidase activity. NCBI's taxonomy places the organism in Eukaryota, Metazoa, Chordata, Actinopteri, Perciformes, Eleginopidae. Gene Ontology annotation, cellular component: vacuole. Bases 84 to 1046 code for a protein of 320 amino acids. Gene Ontology annotation, biological process: tetrahydrofolylpolyglutamate metabolic process.
CGUAAUUUGAGACCAAACAUCAUGCUUUUAUUCUGAAAGAAGGAGCCCGGAAGUGUUGUUGAUAACACAUAACCGCUGGCGGAAUGGCGAUAUUAGUGCCUGCUAAAUCAGGUUUUACCUUUAGAAUAAUGAUUUUUUUCUUGUUAUUCGUGUGUCCUAUGUGUUUACCGUUUUAUUCUUCAGCCAAGAGAAAUGACAGACCCAUUAUUGGUGUCCUGGCUCAAGAAGUUUAUUCACAAAAACCAAAUCAAACAGCUUACAUUGCUGCUUCGUAUGUGAAGUUCCUGGAAUCCGCAGGAGCAAGGGUUGUACCUGUCAUGAUUAACCAGACACUGGAGGAGUAUAAGAAGCUGUUUAACUCUAUUAAUGGGAUCCUUUACCCAGGCGGAGGUGUCAGCAUUAUUUCAUCUGGUUACGAAAGAGCUGCAAAAAUCUUUUAUGAGCUUGCUAUUGAGGCAAAUAGCAGAGGUGACUAUUUUCCUGCGUGGGGCACCUGUCUUGGAUUUGAGCAGCUGAUGCAUUUGACAAGUGAAAAAACAUUACUGUCGCAAACAAACACAAGCGGUGUGCCAUUGCCUCUGAACUUCACUAAUGAAAUCAAAGACAGCAGGAUGUUUAAAGACUUCCCAGCUUUACUCAUGGAAGAUCUGGCCACUGAGGCGCUGACAGAAAACUCUCACAAGUGGAGUUUGGCAGUGUUGACUCUUAACUCAAAUGAGGAGCUGAAAAAGUUUUACAAAGUUCUCUCCACAAAUACGGAUGGAAAGGUGGAGUUUGUGUCAACUGUAGAAGCAUAUGAUUACCCAAUUUAUGGGACACAGUGGCACCCGGAGAAAAAUGCAUUUGAAUGGACAAGGCCUUAUAUUCCACACUCUCCAUCAGCAAUCAAGACCACCUUCUACAUGGCACAGUUCUUUGUCAGUGAAGCCAGGAAGAGCUUGCACAAAUUUCAAACUGAGGAAGAAGAGAGCAAAGCGUUGAUAUACAACUACAGUCCUGUUUACACUGGGCCCAAAAGUGCUUUCGAGCAAAUCUUUCUUUUCUGAUUUGUUUUCUCUCGAUAUACAGCUCUGAAAAAAAUCAAGAGACCACUCCACAUUAAAACAAAAUAUCUAACUCUACAUGUACGGAAGCCAAUCCAGUGUCUGUUGAAUUCCAACACAGAGAAAUGUUGUCAAUAGUUUAUAUAAUACAAUAACAACAAAUAAAAAAACAUACCUAUAAGUAGUAAAACCAGAGAAAAUGAUAAUGCUGCAGUGGUCUCUUAAUUUUUUCCAGAGUUGUAUAUUAUUGCAAUAUAUUUACGCUAAUGCAUGGCAAGAUCAUGCUCUGGACGCUGUAUAUAGUAUAACAGAUGAGUUAUUGAAUGACAGACAUCAGAAAAAGUGGCAUUUUAUGUAAUCAUUGGUUUACUUGAUAAUGUUUACCUGCUAUUAUUUGAUGAGAUGUACACUUAUCUACAUUCAAUAUAACUUGUUUGAGUAUUUCAAAGGCAGACUGAUCAGUAUAAAUUCCCACCUGCAAACUGUUGUAAUUUACUCCUUUACGCUACAGCACCAGUCUGACAGAAAGACAGAUAGCGACUAUUUACAUGGUUAAGCUUUUUAUACCUAGUAAGAAUUAAACAGAGCCGAAAAGUACGUAAAUGCUGGACUCACAUUUGACGGAUCACUGGAAACAUGACUUCAAAUUUAUGGUGCCGUGUGUGUGCUACACCUGUAAAUAGGUAGUGUUUGAAACAUUAUAAGAACCGUGAUAUCUAUAUGUAAAUGCAUUUUUUUGUUUGUUCAAAAAAAAUCACCACAGCUUUAAAAUUCACAAUAAAACAGAUGAGUCAAAAACA